AUGACUUUGAUGGAGAAUAUUUCAGAGGUGACUGAAUUUUUUCUUGUGGGGUUAACAGAUGCCCUAGAGCUACAGGUCCCUUUAUUUAUAAUCUUCACUGUCAUUUACUUCAUCACUCUUGUUGGGAACCUUGGGAUAAUUGUGUUGAUUCUGUUGGACUCCCAUCUCCACACUCCCAUGUACUUUUUCCUCAGUAACCUCUCCCUGGUGGACUGUGUUUAUGCCUCGGCUGUCACUCCUAAUGUAAUGGUGGGGUUUCUCAUGGGAGAUAAGACCAUAUCUUACAAUGCAUGUGCCACCCAGAUGUUCUUCUUUGCAGCCUUUGCCACUAUUGAAGGUUUCCUCCUGGCCUCAAUGGCCUUUGACCGCCAUGCAGCUGUGUGCAAGCCCCUGCAUUACACCACCACCAUGACAAGUACUGUGUGUGUCCUACUAGGUGCAGGUUCCUACGUCACUGGACUUGUGCAAUCUUCCAUCCAUGUUGCCUUAACUUUCCAACUCUCUUUCUGUCAUUCCAAUGUGAUUAAUCACUUUUUCUGUGACAUUCCCCCACUGCUAGCUAUUUCUUGCUCUGAUAUCUACACUAAUGAGAUUGCGCUCUUCCUGUUGGCAGCAUUCAAUGUUUUUUCCACACUGUUAGUUAUCUUGAACUCUUAUGUGUUUAUUUUUGUUGCUAUCCUGAGGAUGCGUUCAGCUGAAGGACAGAAGAAGGCCUUCUCCACCUGCACAUCCCACCUCACCACUGUUUCCAUAUUCUAUGGAGCAAUCAUUUUCAUGUAUUUACAGCCAGGUUCUAGUCAUUCCAUGGACACAGACAAAAUGGCAUCUGUGUUUUAUAGUAUGAUCAUCCCCAUGCUAAAUCCCCUGGUCUACAGCUUGAGGAAUAAAGAGGUCAAGAGUUCAUUCAAGAAGGUCAUUGGAAAAAUGAAUUCUUCAUUGCCUUGA
Castor canadensis (American beaver) is the source of this 945-nucleotide messenger RNA. RefSeq names its product olfactory receptor 5B12-like. The record is from RefSeq and is a predicted model, not a curated record. Lineage: Eukaryota; Metazoa; Chordata; Mammalia; Rodentia; Castoridae. Gene Ontology annotation, cellular component: membrane. Gene Ontology annotation, molecular function: olfactory receptor activity; G protein-coupled receptor activity. Gene Ontology annotation, biological process: G protein-coupled receptor signaling pathway.